AUGAAUCUUAACGAGUCCCCUGGUUUGCAAACCCUUGACGGAAGCCAUGACGGAAGGGUAAGGCUGGGAACCGGGCGGAGAAUAAUAGGGAUUGGCGGAGAAAGGGGAGGAGGAGGUGAGGGAAUUGCGGAAACGGAGGGUGAAAUAACGAGAGGUACAGUAACGAGUAAUGGGGAUCAAUCAGGAGGGGAUCAGUCGGGAAUUCCACCGUAUGAGACUGUUCCUAAUAAUAGUAGUGAUAAUAGUGAAGGGGAAGGGAAUAAGAGAGAAGCGAUCCGAGCAAGAGGCGCUAUUGCUGAGGUGAAAUUCGAGGAUGGCAUUGCGGAACAUGUGAUUGACAGAGGCGCUAUUGACAGAGAGCUCAAUCUUUCAGAGAGUGAGAGUGUGAGGGAGGGAGAAAAAGAGGAGGUCAAGAAGGAGGAAGAGGAGGAGAGGAGGAGGAAGGAGGAGGAGGAAGAGGCGGAGAAGGAGGAGGACAAGGUGUUUAGAUUUGACGAUGAGGAGGAGGAGGAGAAGGAAGAAGGGAGGAAAGGCGAUAAGCGACACGCAGGGCAGGGAAUUGGGAUGGUAGCAGGAUCAUCAUCAACAGAAGCACAAGGCGCAGCUGCUGUGAAAUACCCCUCAGUGGAGAGGGUGCGGUCCUGUGAGGGAGUUGCAGAGGACGAUAUUGUGCUGCGCAAGCUGCUCUCCCCGACACCCCUCAAGCUCACUCCCAAGACGCUCCCAGCCAACCUCGAGUGGCCACAGGGGUGGAAGCAUCAACCGGGGGUUGCACUGCAAACGUUCUGCUCACCGGAAGAAGGCAAGUGGGCAGCAGCACAUGCCACCAACCUGCGCUAUCGUGCCUUCCACCUCUUCCUGCGUUCGCUGGACUUUGAGGGCACUGUCAUCCUCGCUGACCCUACAGAUGUGCUCUUUCUUGCCAAUCCAUUUCCUACACUCAAUGACAUGUCGUUUCAUCUCUACACAGGCUCAACCACAUAUCCAACACAUGGUGUCCGUUUUCUGCCUCCAGAGCACAAGCGCCUGGCGACAUGUUACGGCACCCGCCUGGCAUUCUCGCUCGCAAAAUCGCGAAUCAUCACAUCCGGCUUUGUGGCUGGGACUAUGAGCCAGGUGCCAGAGUUUUUGAUACAGGUCAUUGAAGACUUUGAGAGGCUACCAGAGGAAUGUAUAGCGCUGGAGGGAAGCGAUGAAGCUGUUGUAAACCAUCUCGUCCGUUCAGGGCGCUUGAAAGAAGGUAUAGAUUUUUUGAAGAUAGAGGAUGCACAGCAGGGGAAUGUGUUGCAUCGGUUUAGUGCAGAAGACUCGUUUGAGGUGAAAGAAGGUGGAACGGUUGUGAAUGCAAUGGGGAGGACAGUCGUCGCAAUUCAUGGGUAUGACAAUUUUAUAGACUCCCAACUGCUUGUAAGGGAUGUGAUAGGGCUGGCAGGCCUACAAUUGUGA
Molecule: messenger RNA, 1446 nt
Organism: Closterium sp. Yama58-4
Lineage: Eukaryota; Viridiplantae; Streptophyta; Zygnematophyceae; Desmidiales; Closteriaceae
Source: the annotation of a GenBank genome assembly